GGAUCUCCAUUGAAAUAAACAACCAGGCAGCAGUUAUUAACACGGGAACAUGGCGGCCGCAGCCUGGGCUCCCGCGGCGGCGGCGGCGAAGGUCAGCGCCGACGGCAGCCGGCACCUGACGGCGUGACGGCCCCACCGAUUUCUCUUGGAUUUGGCUUCACAUUAACAGAUCUUCUGCACUGUGUACAGGCACAGUUGCUGAUAUGUGUUCAAGAUGAGUGGGAUGGGAGAAAAUACCUCUGACCCGUCCAGGGCAGAGACAAGAAAACGCAAGGAGUGUCCUGACCAGCUUGGACCCAGCCCCAAAAGGAGCACCGAGAAGCGUAACCGCGAGCAGGAAAAUAAGUACAUAGAAGAACUUGCAGAGCUGAUUUUUGCAAAUUUUAAUGAUAUCGACAACUUCAACUUCAAACCUGACAAAUGUGCAAUCUUAAAAGAAACUGUGAAGCAGAUUCGCCAGAUCAAAGAGCAAGAGAAAGCAGCAGCUGCCAACAUAGAUGAAGUGCAGAAGUCAGACGUGUCGUCCACGGGGCAGGGUGUCAUCGACAAGGAUGCGCUGGGGCCUAUGAUGCUUGAGGCCCUCGAUGGGUUCUUCUUCGUCGUGAACCUGGAAGGCAAUGUGGUGUUCGUUUCCGAGAACGUGACGCAGUACCUAAGGUAUAAUCAGGAAGAACUGAUGAACAAAAGUGUCUACAGCAUCCUGCAUGUCGGGGACCACACUGAACUUGUCAAGAACCUGCUGCCAAAGUCCAUGGUGAAUGGGGGGUCUUGGUCUGGAGAUCCUCCCAGGCGGAAUAGCCAUACCUUCAACUGCCGGAUGCUGGUGAAGCCUUUGCCAGAUUCAGAAGAGGAAGGCCAUGAUAACCAGGAAGCGCCACAUCAGAAAUACGAGACUAUGCAGUGCUUUGCUGUGUCUCAGCCAAAGUCUAUCAAAGAAGAAGGAGAAGAUUUGCAGUCCUGCUUGAUUUGUGUGGCACGAAGAGUCCCCUUGAAGGAAAGACCAGCCCUUCCCUCAUCAGAAAGCUUUACCACCCGCCAGGACCUCCAAGGCAAGAUCACUUCCCUGGACACCAGCACCAUGAGAGCCGCCAUGAAGCCAGGCUGGGAGGAUCUGGUGAGAAGAUGCAUUCAGAAGUUCCACACACAGCAUGAAGGGGAGUCUCUGUCGUAUGCCAAGAGGCAUCAUCAUGAAGUUCUGAGACAAGGAUUGGCCUUCAGUCAAAUCUACCGUUUCUCCUUGUCGGAUGGCACUCUUGUUGCUGCGCAAACAAAGAGCAAACUCAUCCGUUCUCAGACAACUAAUGAGCCCCAGCUUGUGAUCUCUCUACACAUGCUGCACAGAGAGCAGAAUGUAUGUGUAAUGAAUCCGGAUCUGACUGGACAAGCGAUGGGGAAGCCAUUGAAUCCAAUUAGCUCUAGCAGCCCUGCCCAUCAGGCCAUGUGCAGUGGGAACCCAGGUCAGGACGUGACCCUCAGUAGCAAUAUAAAUUUUCCCAUGAAUGGCCCAAAGGAACAAGUGGGCAUGCCUGUGGGCAGGUUUGGUGGUUCCGGGGGCAUGAACCAUGUAUCAGGCAUGCAAGCAGCCACUCCUCAGGGUACUAACUAUGCACUCAAAAUGAACAGCCCCUCACAGAGCAGCCCCGGCAUGAACCCAGGCCAGCCCACCUCCAUGCUCUCACCAAGGCAUCGCAUGAGCCCCGGCGUGGCUGGCAGUCCUCGCAUCCCACCCAGUCAGUUUUCCCCUGCAGGAAGCCUGCAUUCCCCUGUGGGAGUUUGCAGCAGCACAGGAAAUAGCCAUAGUUAUACCAACAGUUCCCUCAAUGCACUGCAAGCCCUCAGCGAGGGCCACGGGGUCUCAUUAGGGUCAUCGUUGGCUUCACCGGACCUAAAAAUGGGCAAUUUGCAAAACUCCCCAGUUAAUAUGAAUCCUCCCCCACUCAGCAAGAUGGGAAGCUUGGACUCCAAAGACUGUUUUGGACUUUAUGGGGAGCCAUCGGAAGGUACAACUGGACAAGCAGAGACCAGCUGCCAUCCUGGAGAACAAAAGGAGCCCACCGACUCCAGCCUGCCCCCGGCAGCCAGCGGGGACAGGGCUGAGGGACACAGCCGGCUGCAUGACAGCAAAGGGCAGACCAAGCUCCUGCAGCUGCUGACCACCAAGUCCGACCAGAUGGAGCCUUCACCUUUGCCCAGCUCCUUGUCGGACACCAACAAGGACUCUGCGGGUAGCUUGCCUGGGCCCGGCUCCACACAUGGCACCUCGCUCAAGGAGAAGCAUAAGAUUUUGCACAGACUCUUACAGGACAGCAGCUCCCCUGUGGACUUGGCCAAGCUGACAGCAGAGGCCACGGGCAAAGAGCUGAGCCAGGAGUCCAGCAGCACAGCUCCUGGGUCAGAAGUGACUGUCAAACAGGAGCCAGUGAGCCCCAAGAAGAAAGAGAAUGCACUACUUCGAUACUUGCUCGACAAAGAUGAUACUAAAGAUAUCGGUUUACCGGAAAUAACCCCCAAACUUGAGCGACUGGACAGUAAGACAGAUCCUGCCAGUAACACAAAGCUAAUCGCUAUGAAAACUGUGAAGGAGGAGGUGAGCUUUGAGCCUAGUGACCAGCCUGGCAGCGAGCUGGACAACUUGGAAGAGAUUUUGGAUGAUUUGCAGAAUAGUCAGUUGCCACAGCUUUUCCCAGACACAAGGCCAGGAGCCCCUGCUGGGUCAGUUGACAAGCAAGCCAUCAUCAAUGACCUCAUGCAACUCACUGCUGACAGUGGUCCCGCCACACCUGUUGGAGCCCAGAAAGCAGCGCUGCGAAUGUCACAGAGCACUUUUAAUAACCCACGACCAGGGCAACUGGGCAGGUUAUUGCCAAACCAGAACUUACCACUUGACAUCACAUUGCAAAGCCCAACUGGUGCUGGACCUUUCCCACCAAUCAGAAACAGUAGUCCCUACUCAGUGAUACCUCAGCCAGGAAUGAUGGGUAACCAAGGGAUGCUAGGAAGCCAAGGAAACUUAGGGAACAAUAGCACAGGAAUGAUUGGCAGCAGCACUUCCCGGCCCACCAUGCCCUCUGGGGAAUGGGCACCACAGAGUUCAGCUGUGAGAGUUACUUGUGCUGCUACCACUGGUGCCAUGAACCGGCCAAUCCAAGGAGGCAUGAUUCGGAACCCAACAGCUAACCUCCCCAUGCGAGCCAACAGCCAGCCUGGCCAAAGACAGAUGCUUCAGUCUCAGGUCAUGAGCAUAGGGCCUUCUGAGUUAGAGAUGAACAUGGGAGGACCUCAGUAUAACCAACAGCAGGCUCCUCCAAACCAAACUGCCCCGUGGCCUGAGAGCAUCCUGCCUAUAGACCAGGCGUCCUUUGCAAACCAGAACAGGCAGCCCUUUGGCAGCUCCCCAGAUGACCUGCUGUGCCCACACCCUGGAGCAGAGUCACCAAGCGAUGAGGGCGCUCUUCUAGACCAGCUGUAUCUGGCCUUGCGGAACUUCGAUGGCCUUGAGGAGAUUGACAGAGCUCUGGGGAUACCAGAACUGGUCAGCCAGAGCCAAGCUGUGGACCCAGAGCAGUUCUCAAGUCAAGAGUCCAGCAUGCUGCUGGAGCAGAAGGCCCCUGUUUUCCCACAGCAGUACGCAUCUCAGGCACAAAUGGCCCAGGGUAGCUAUAAUCCCAUGCAAGAUCCAAACUUCCACACCAUGGGACAGCGGCCUAAUUACACCACACUCCGUAUGCAGCCCCGACCGGGCCUCAGGCCCACGGGCCUCGUGCAAAACCAGCCAAACCAACUGAGACUCCAGCUUCAGCAUCGCCUCCAAGCACAGCAGAAUCGCCAGCCACUUAUGAAUCAGAUCAGCAAUGUCUCAAAUGUGAACUUGACUCUGAGGCCUGGAGUACCAACACAGGCUCCUAUUAAUGCACAGAUGCUGGCCCAGAGGCAGAGGGAAAUCCUCAACCAGCAUCUCCGGCAGAGACAAAUACAUCAGCAACAACAGGUGCAGCAGCGAACGCUGAUGAUGAGAGGACAAGGGUUGAAUAUGACCCCAAGCAUGGUGGCUCCAAGUGGUAUAACAGCAGCCAUGAGUAAUCCCCGGAUUCCCCAGGCCAAUGCCCAGCAGUUUCCAUUUCCUCCAAACUACGGAAUAAGUCAGCAACCUGAUCCUGGCUUUACUGGGGCUACAACUCCCCAAAGUCCUCUAAUGUCUCCCCGGAUGGCGCAUACUCAGAGUCCCAUGAUGCAGCAAUCUCAAGCCAACCCAGCCUACCAGCCCCCCACAGACAUGAACGGUUGGGCACAGGGGAGCAUGGGUGGAAACAGCAUGUUUUCACAACAGUCUCCACCACACUUUGGGCAACAAGCAAACACCAGCAUGUACAAUAACAACAUGAACAUCAAUGUGUCCAUGGCAACCAACACAGGUGGCUUGAGCAACAUGAGCCAGAUGACAGGACAGAUGAGCAUGACCUCAGUGACCUCCGUGCCUACGUCAGGGCUGUCCUCCAUGGGUCCCGAGCAGGUAAAUGACCCUGCUCUGAGGGGAGGCAACCUUUUCCCAAACCAGCUGCCUGGGAUGGACAUGAUCAAGCAGGAGGGAGAUGCAUCUCGGAAGUACUGCUGACCCUGCAAGACGCUGCUUGCUUCUUUCUUCAACCACUGGGCUUACUUGCUCAAAACACUUACCAGUCUGGAGAGCUGCGUCUCUUUGUUUUGACCCGCCUGACCUGCCAUCAGUUCUCCCAGGACACGUCAGCAGACAGUUGGGCCCUGGCCCCGAGCACAGAGCGUGCUGGCUUCGUGGCUUGGCUGCCACCAGAAGAGCUGCCUCUCCUGACAGCCUGCAGCUCACCUCCAGACCAUCUCGCAGUCUGCUCACUGCAUUCACCUUAGUGCAACUUAGGUCUCCUGCAAAUUAAAUGUCACCAGGCAAACUUCAUCCCCAUUCAGACUGAAUGUGUUGAAUGUGUGUAUCUGAGGAGAACCAUGCUCUCGCUCUGGUCUUGUCCAGUUCCAGACACUGGUUUCUUGCUUUGUUUUCCGUGGCUAAUCAGUCUAGUGCAAAAGAUGAUGAUCUUACCUAAAGGAAAGAAAGGCAUUUGUCACACAGUCACACACGAGGUGUUCUAAGCUAAAGCCUGCAUUUGAGAUGGAAGCAGGGCAGACACUGUGGACAAUUCUGUGUGUGCUGACACGCCCAGUGAGGGACAACUAAUACAGACAGAGUUCUAUCUUACAGAAAGCUGACAACCAUAUGUCUGAACAGAUGAAAAGGCUCCUGAAAGAGGCAGCUAACAUUGACAAGUAUCUGCUCCACUUUUUCUCUCUGUUAAAACAAAACUCAUUCCCCAAAUCAUGAAUCAAAAAGAAGUAUUUAUUUCUAAGUUGUUUUUAGGUUAAUUGGCUAGUUUGAAUUGGCACCUGCCCUCCCUCUUUGGUCCUAACCGCUCCCUUCCCCCCCUUGCUGUCUCUUGUCUCUCCCACUUGCUUUCUUUUAAAAUAAAAAUAACAGCAGCAUAAGCCUUGGAAACCAGGUAAGCCCUUCUCUUCUGUCAGUGUGUUGGCAGCCACCUAGAACAGCUUACCAUUGAAAGUGCAUUUCCUGUGAUGGAGAGGAACAAAGUGGAGAUGUAAUGCUAGUCAGGCUAGGACACCUGCUUAGGAAGCCUGGGCUACAGUCCACUCAGGCCUCCAAAGUGAGAGAGCAGCCAUCACGACACAUAUAACCUCUGCCAUGUGGUUUUUUAUUUUGUUUUUUAGCAGUGCUGACAAAGCCGAAGUUUUGUAAGGUACACAAAAAUCCAAUUUAUAUGUAAACAAGCAAUAAUUUAAGUUCUGGACUUAAGUGUUUUAAUUGUAUAAUUUUGUGAGGUAUACAUAUUGUGGGAUUGACUCAAAAAAUGAGGUACUUCAGUAUUAAAUUAGAUAUCUUCAUAGCAAUGUCUCCUAAAGGUGUUUUGUAAAGGCUGCCGAUGCCUUGAUUAGACCUGAUUUGUAGACUUACAAUCUUUUGUUUUCUAACCCUUGAGAUUCUGCUCACGGAUCAUGUAUGUAAUCUAUAUGAUAUGCAGCCGCUCUAGGAACCAAGUCUUGAUUUUAUAUGUUUAUAUUCUUUCUUAAUAACCCUUCAAAAGGCUCCGUCACUGAGCAGCCCACUUUAUGGUUGUUUUUCUUGCCCGCUGUCGGGGAUAACGUUUAGUAAUUGGUGUCAGUUUCAGACAACUGCAGUACCCAGAACUGAGACUUUUCAAUCUCCCCAACCCUGAUACACAUACUUUGUUACCUAAAUUUCAGAAUGAUAUCUUUUUGAUGUCUAAAAACAAAGCAUUUUAUAAUGUCUCAUUAUCCAAGCUUUCUAGGAACAGAGAAGUUUUUCCUUGAAAUUUGUUUAUUUAUUCCUGGCAGGGUAAAAAACUUAUAAACUACCCUAUUUAUAUUUAUAUCUCCCUAUAUAUCUACAGACUGUGGAAAUAUAGAAAGAGAUGACCCAAAGACAAAUGGUAAAUCAUCUGAAAGUGUUGCUCCAUGCUAAAGAACUUUCUGGAAAUUUGCAUUUCGAUAUCUUUUUCCACUUUGAGAGGAAUCUCAAUGCAGGUAGGUGGCCAAGGAACUAUACUUCCCAGUGGCCACCAGUUCAUGUGUCUGCUCAAGGCUCUGCUUUUCUCCGCCAAACCACUGUGGUGCACAGCUGUGCUGUGGAGGGAGCAGAUGUAGCCCAGAUUCCAGGACCCUGCCCCGGGCCCCGGGCUCAGGUGGCACACAGCUGACUACAGCCUGUUUUCAGAUAAUUCUUUAGAAGUUUGUGAGGUAGGGUAACUUUUAACUUCACACAGCACGAGAGUAAAUGGAGUUUAAAACAGAUUUCCCACUUCACUAUAACACCAGCCACAACAUCUGUCUUUCAGCAGUUCAUCCGAUCUACCACUGUCCUCUGACGGCAGUCCCAAGCAGGCCAGUGUACAGACAUGGCAGUUGGCUCAGCCUGUGAGCAUGGCCUGCAGAGGAGAGGGUAAAUCCUCCCACAGCUCCAAGCAGUGAUGCAUUUUAUUUUCCAUCUAAAUAGGAAAAUAAAAUGAGGGAAGGAAGCCUCCGAUCAUGUUCUCAUAGAAGCCAAUGCCAAAUCAGUCCCCUCAUCUUCAGUAUUUCUCAUGCUGCGCACAACAAAUCUGUAUGUGGUUUUUGUUUGACGGAACAUAUAAUCAGUGUUUUCUUCUAUUACUCAAUGUGAAAAGCAUAAUGUGAAAAGUGUACACACCUUCACUUGGUUGUAAAAACCCACCUACGUGUUCAUGGGGCGCGGUAAGUUUUGGAAGUGAAGUGGACUCUGUUGCUGCAACAGAUUCAUUGGACUCUAAGAUUGAAACACCCCGGCGUGUAUCUCUUACAACCUGGAAUGAUCGAAAGCAAUGGUUUUUUUGCAGUUUAAGAUGCAAUUUGUAAUCUGUGUUUAACAAUGGAGUUCAUAUGGGCGUGACACGUGAACUGGGAGGCGCAGAUCCACUUGCAGAACCCAAAGAUACACAAUCAAUUUUGAAAUGCAACUUAAGCCAUUAAUUGUUGGUGUGAAUUUAAAAUUUUCUAGUGUUUGUAUGGUAGUACGCUGCCUAAGAGCAAAGCAUUCUCUGCACAAAAGAAAAUACUGUAGUGGCUUCGAUUUUAAUUAGAAUUUUCUCCCUGGUGUUUCUUUAUAGACUAAAACAAAAUCUUUUAAGUUUCUUACUACAGGUAAAAGCUAUGUGCAAGAACCUCAAAAUGCUAAAACCUAGCAUAAUGCCUUAGAUCUGUUUUUAAGUCUUGUAUAUUCCUACAUAGCUGUCCAAUGUAUUAUAUUUGUAUAGUGAAUUGUGUACAAUUUUUGAAUAAGUCCAUCAUCACUUACUCGUAUGUUAUUGAAUGGUGAUGAUGACCCAUUUCUUCAAACAUUUAACUGUCAUUUUUUUCUUUGUCAUUCGUGGGUUUUAUUUGUACAGUUCCUCAUGAAGUUGCAUCUGAGAUCUGUGUAUAUGAAAAGAUUAUACAAGGGUAAAAUUAAGCAAUAUAUUAACCAUGGUUCUUCAGGAGAAAGCUUACAGUGUUUCAGGUUGUGGAUUUAUUUUCAAAACAGAGUUGACUCUGAACAUCACUUUGUUCAUCUGCAUUGAUGUUUGUAUUUCUAGUGUGAGCAGUUUAUGCAAAGGUAGAUAUAUUCAGAGAAAUUUUAAAUACAUUUAUGCAAGUUACUAUUGCUUUGCUGAUGCUAUUUGCUUAUUUGAUGUUAAAUAAUGCUAUUGUAAAUAAAGAAUCUGUUGUUACUGCAUCAUUUAAUAAAUUUUAAUGCCUUCGGGUUUUCCAUGGCUUUAGAGAUUUUAAUGU
Molecule: messenger RNA, 8340 nt
Organism: Acomys russatus (golden spiny mouse)
Lineage: Eukaryota; Metazoa; Chordata; Mammalia; Rodentia; Muridae
Gene: Ncoa2
Product: nuclear receptor coactivator 2
Exons: 23
Coding region: 215-4612 (1465 amino acids)
Biological process (GO): cellular response to hormone stimulus; positive regulation of transcription by RNA polymerase II
Cellular component (GO): nucleus
Molecular function (GO): nuclear receptor binding; protein dimerization activity
Source: RefSeq, a predicted model, not a curated record